AUGAGAGGGGAUCAACUGAUGGAAACCAUCAACAAGGAUAAAGAAAAAGGAUUAAUUCCAUUCUACGUUUGCGCUACUUUGGGGACAACAGGAGCCUGUGCAUUCGACAACUUGAAGGAAAUCGGGCCGAUCUGCGAGAAGGAAUCGAUUUGGCUGCACGUGGACGCAGCCUACGCCGGAGCUUCGUUCAUUUGUCCGGAAUUCCGAGGUUUUUGCGAUGGAAUUCAGCACGCCAAUUCUUUUGCUUUCAACCCAUCAAAGAACCUUCUACAUUGGCAAAUGCAGAUGAGCCGGAGAUUCAGAUCGCUGAAAUUGUGGUUCGUGAUCCGCAAUUAUGGAAUAGGAGGACUGCAAAAGCACAUAAGACACGGCAACAAUGAAAUUACUGAACAACUCCUGAAAACAAUCAACGAUUCCGGUCAACUUCAUUGCGUUCCUUGUUUGAUCAAAGGCAAAUACGCCAUUAGAUUUGCCGAAAUGGUGGACUACAUAGCUGAUUACUUGGAAAACAUCAGAGAAAAACGAGUUUUUCCUGAUGUCAAACCUGGAUAUCUGAGAAAUCUAGUUCCUGAUUGUGCACCACAAGAAGCUGAGCCUUGGACACAAAUAUUCGAUGACGUUGAAAAUUUCAUCGUUCCAGGGUUGACUCACUGGCAAAGUCCACACAUGCACGGUUACUUUCCGGCGUUGAAUUCUCCGGCAUCGAUUCUCGGAGACAUGUUGUCGGGGGGAUUCAACUGCAUCGGAUUCACUUGGGCUGCGAGUCCGGCUUGCACAGAAUUAGAGACACUCGUGAUGGACUGGCUCGGAAAAAUGCUGAACUUGCCGGAAGAUUUUCUGCACACGAAGGCGACCAGUUUGGGCGGCGGCGUCAUUCAGACAACGAUGAGUGAGGCUACAUUCGUGACGAUUCUCGCAGCGCGGAAAGAAGCCGUGAGGAAGUUCAAAAUGACGUUUCCGUCGCUGGAAGAGUCGGAAAUCAAUUCCAGACUCGUUGCUUAUUGCCCAUUCUUCUGUGGAAAAAGCGUCGCUCAUGUCACUUGUCAAACUCAGACUGGCGAGAAGGAAUCGAUUUGGCUGCACGUGGACGCAGCCUACGCCGGAGCUUCGUUCAUUUGUCCGGAAUUCCGAGGUUUUUGCGAUGGAAUUCAGCACGCCAAUUCUUUUGCUUUCAACCCAUCGAAGAACCUUCUAGUCACCUUCGACUGCACAGCGAUGUGGGUGAAAAACUGCGGAGCUCUUCAUCGGACCUUCAACGUCGAACCACUUUAUUUGCAGCACGAAAACACAGGUUUGGCAAUCGACUAUAUGCAUUGGCAAAUUCAACUGAGCAGAAGGUUCAGAUCACUGAAAUUGUGGUUCGUUAUUCGAAACUAUGGAAUUCAAGGACUGCAAGCGCACAUAAGACAUGGAGUGAGUUUAGCUGCUCGGUUUGAACAGCACGUGAAGCGGGAUUUACGAUUUGAAAUUCCUGCGCAGCGACAUCUAGGCCUCGUCGUUUUUCGUCUAAAGGGUGAAAAUGAGCUGACUGAAAUGCUCCUGAAAAGAGUCAACGCUUCCGGUCAACUUCACUGCGUUCCUUGUUCAAUCAAAGGAAAAUAUGUCAUCAGAUUCACUGUCACUUCACCACAGACCACAGAAGAAGAUAUUGCGAGAGACUGGGGAAUAAUUCAAACAUACGCCGAAGAAAUCCUUAGAGCUGUUAAUACAGUUAGCACUGAGAAACAGCGCGUCAUUUUGGCAGAAACGAGGAGGAAGAAUGCGAAUUUUGGCACGAGCCUCCUGUUGGCAAAUAUUGUCGGCCAGAAUCCGUCGUCUCCCAAAGUCGUCAAUGGGUCUUUCGCUGCCAUUUUCGACUCAAAUGACGUUUUGUUCGAAUUUGCCAAACAACUGUCGCAAAUGAAGCUCAACAUCAGGGACAGCCCUGCCGUGAAAAGGAGAAUCAGAAGCAUGGUUGUCGGAGGAAAGCAAUACUCGUUGGAUUCUCGGAUGGACUUGGUGUCCUCAGUGAGCGAUCAUUUGCCCACUGAAGAGGAAAUGACCGCCAAUGCAAGCAGCGUUGCCAACAGCAAUCCUUCCGCUCCAACAGCUGCCCCCAGGAGAGCGAUUGGACCGCCAUCUAGGAGACUUUUCAAGCCUAAACCGUCUCCACUUACCUUGGAGUCCCCAAUGGAGGAAAACGUGGAGUUUUAUGCCGAGCCCAGGGAAUUCUUGGCUGAUAUCUCAGAUUCUUUAACAGAAGGGAGUGAAGAAGAAACUGUGGAGCCAAAGUUGCCAAGAGGAAGAUCCUUCUCAUUGGGAGAUACAGUGAAAAUUGAAGACCCAUGGGAGAAGCUGAACACAGGAGGCAAAUCUGCUGACAGUGUGCACCAAAGGGAGAAUGGCCAAAAAUCUGCCAAUUCCUGCUCAUCCAACAAAAGCAACCCGGUCCCACCUGUUCCUCCCAGGUCUCCCAAAGUCAAACCCAGGCGUCAGCAACACCAACUCAUCGACGAUUGA
Molecule: messenger RNA, 2499 nt
Organism: Notodromas monacha
Lineage: Eukaryota; Metazoa; Arthropoda; Ostracoda; Podocopida; Cyprididae
Source: the annotation of a GenBank genome assembly